Daldinia childiae is the source of this 345-nucleotide messenger RNA. RefSeq lists its product as uncharacterized. The coding region runs from base 1 to 345 and encodes 114 amino acids. The record is from RefSeq and is a predicted model, not a curated record. NCBI's taxonomy places the organism in Eukaryota, Fungi, Ascomycota, Sordariomycetes, Xylariales, Hypoxylaceae. Gene Ontology annotation, molecular function: ATP binding. The transcript is spliced from 3 exons.
AUGGUAUUAUUUGGAACAUACUUCUGGUAUCCCGAGUGGCCUGAGUCUGAUGUCGAUCUAGUACCACUACCACAAUGCGAUGGUCCUAAGCUGAAACCGUUCGAUUUUCAGGGUCCUCAAGAAAUCGAAUUUCUCGAAUGCAUCGGAGAUGGUUCACAUUCAUACGUCUUCAAGGUCAAAAUCUUGGGGCAGAUUUACGCACUAAAACUGUUUAAAUUCGUCCCUGGCUUUUAUUGGAUGGGUCCGGGUUAUUUGGACGCUGAUCCCGAUCGUGAGUCGUUGAGCGCCUUUUACAACUACGCAGAGCCGUUCAGGUGUGAGUGUCGCGCCUAUGGUAGACUCUAA